AUGGAGUUAGAACAUUGGUCUGAUUAUUAUUCGAUGGCUUGGAAUUAUUCAGUCGGAACUGUUGGAGUUGUAAUGAAUUUUAUUUUGAUAUAUAUCAUUCGAAACAAUACUCCGGAAUAUAUGAAAACUUAUGCGUAAGUUAUCCAAAGUACAAUUAAUGAAAAAUUGUUUUCGUUAAGAAUUGUACUUCAAACUGGGUCUUACUGGGAUUUGAUCACGGCAUUUUCUGCAAUCAUUACAAGUGCUCGAUAUUUUGCAACAGGCAAAUCAGCGGUUUUGAUGUUUCAUGGUUUGGGAAAAUAUUUACCUUUUGAUAAAGAAAUCAAUUCUCAAAUUUGCUUUACUUGUGAGUUAUUUAGAAAUUUUCUAGAAGGUUUCUCUGGAAAAGUUCAAGAAAGGAGAAUUGUGAAAUGUUUUGAAGAAAACAAUACAAAACAUCAGUUUUUCAGUUUUACUACAUGCAGAUUUUGUUCACCAUAUACGUAAUGUUAUGAAAAUUGAAGGCUUGUCAAGUAUCCAAAGCCUAGAAUUAUAUAAAAAGUUCAUUUUCAUAUAAAAAGUUUUUUGUUUUUAUAAUCAUUGGUUUAUUGAAAGUUUGAAAUUAAGAGUUCGACGAUCAAUGUGAAACUUAGAGAAUUAGGAAGUUCCUGACAUAUUUAAGAAAACCCUUUAUCUUUCAGUUUUCACUAUUGAAAUGCAUGGUUUCCUUUUCUCAAUUUUUAUCAUAAUAUAUUGUCUUUAUUAUCGUAAAAGAGUGGUCACAAGAUCAUACGAUCCAAUAUCAAAGCGCUCAAUCCAAAUAUUUUGUAUUGCAUCAACAAUGUUCAUGAUUGUCUAUAUUUUUUUGAUGUUAUAUUCUCAUCUGAUUCCACUUUCUACAAUUGAUGAGCUACUCAAAACCUCCCGACCAGAACUUAUAAAUUCCACCUGGAUUUAUUUUGCAAUCAUGGAUCUAUCCGAGUUUCAAGAUUCUCUAACUGAAGGUUUUUCUAUGACGCAAUCAACCUUUAUCAUGAUUUAUUUGAUUUAUUGUCGUCACAAGAUUCUCAAAACUUUGAAAACAUUAAACUUAAGCCCGGCAACAAUGGAAUUGCAGAAGUCGUUGAUGAAAACCCUAUUAAUCCAAACUUUCAUUCCAAUUUUUCACAUUCUUUUCACAAUUCGUUACGCUUAUGUUGUUUUCACAAAUAGCGCUCAAACUCCAUUUUUUGAAAACUUUAUAGAAACAACUAUUCCGGUUCUGGCUGCAAUUACCCCAUUAAUCACAUUAUAUUUCAUUAAACCUUAUCGGUGAAUAUCAAUUUUUGUUUGAGAGAUGGAAAAAAUGUUUCAGAAUUGUUUUGACAAAGUAUUUUUGGUCCGGAUAUAAUUGCACCGAUUGUUGUGGCUUCUCAAACUUUUAA
Caenorhabditis angaria is the source of this 1403-nucleotide messenger RNA. The record is from the annotation of a GenBank genome assembly. Lineage: Eukaryota; Metazoa; Nematoda; Chromadorea; Rhabditida; Rhabditidae.